Molecule: messenger RNA, 2186 nt
Organism: Sabethes cyaneus
Lineage: Eukaryota; Metazoa; Arthropoda; Insecta; Diptera; Culicidae
Exons: 3
Coding region: 1026-2186 (386 amino acids)
Source: RefSeq, a predicted model, not a curated record
CGAUGCCGGUUUCCGGAUUGAAUAUCAUAAUCAUAGUCGCUUUUUUGUGUGUUCGUUCCAGCCAAAACUUGCGGACGUUCGCGGUCGCGUAGAUGCUAUUGCGAGGCUGCUAGACAAGCACGACUUCGUUAGAAGUGGUGGAUUCCGACUGCUGGCUGUGUGGGAAAGUUAAAAUUAGUGGUGGAAUUUUCGCUAUCGCUGCUAAAAUUCUAAUCUGUUGCGAUAGGCGUCGCACGUAGAUGGAUGAUGCGAUGUAGGAAAGCCAAAAUAAAUGUGCAAAACAAUCAAUGUGUGGUGAGAGAAAACAAUUCAAUUAACGUUGAUAUGGGUAGUGAGUUAUGCCUGAUAAGGUGGCUUUCCCUGGUUGGUAUGGAAGCAGAAGAAAUCUAAUCACAGUGAGUAAGAGGAUUACUUUGAGGUUAUGCCGCUGUUGUGUUUUGGAGUUGAGCGUAUUGUUGAUCAACAGUGAAAAAUUGUUGAGUGAUUGGAUGAUAAGUUGCCAUUCCUAAAUAUUUUCCUUCUCAGUGCUAUGAACCCGUAGUUGAAAAAAAAGUGUGUAUAAAAUUAUAUUUUUGUUUGGUUACAUCUGGUUGUGAGCUGUCAAAAAACUGAAAGUAAGGUUUGAAGUUUUCAUUGGAAACCACGAAGCAUCCAAAGCCAGCUGAUUCUUCUCAUUUAAUCAGAUCCUAUCCUAUCACGGUGACAAUGCAUCAACGCUGCCCACAUUCCACCAGUCCAAGUGUGAAAAAAUAAAAACAACUACCUAUAAUGACGGCUCACCUUCGCCAUCAUCACCAGUGUAGAGUAAUGUGAAACACUAAUUAUCGGUUUCAAUUGAAUACGCGAGAUGAUUCCAACACCUCAGAAAAUGAUCCAACAGGUCGCACCCUGUUGACCGGUGAAGUAGUUAAAAACCUUUCGCCUGUUGUGAUUACGCUGAAAUAAAAAACCUGGUGUUUUAGCUGGUUCGGGACGGAUCGCAAGUGGGUGCGUGUGUAAAUUUGCGCACCGUUGUCGUCCGUAAGAUGCCUUGGGGCUGUCUCUGUUCCAAGGAAAAGAAACGCCCGCAAAUUAGCAGUCCCAUACUGAAGUCAACCCCUUCCAGCAAGCACCAACUAGUGCCAUCCGUUCGGCGUCCGCUAAGGCCCGGAUCCGCAGCCGCCUCCACCGCUGAAAAGCUAGAACAACGUCUGCUGGAUCCGAAUCUCAACGAGCUUGAUUCAUCUCAGCAGUCCGGACUCGGUACCUCCGGAACGGCGGCCGGCGACGAAAGUAGCGAAGAGUUUCCCAAUGGUGGUAGCAGCGGAACCAGCGGUAGCGGUGGCUCCCAGCGGGAUCGACUGCAGCAACAGCUGAUCCAAAAGUCCAAACUUAAGUCGUCCAACUUAAAGAGCACAACCUACACACGAAAUACCGAGAAUGACAAGCUGACGAGGCAUUUAAAUAAUGUCAAGUUCGCAUUUGACGAGCCACAGCCGCAGUCGCCGGCGCCACCGGCCAGAUCGAACCUGGCUCAACCGACCGAGCUAAUUCGGUUGGAUGGUGAAGCGCAACAACAGGUCGAUUGUAAUGGAAACGGGAACUACGAUGUGCUGCAACCACCGCAGGUGCUUCUGCACAUCGUCGAGCGAAAUGAUGAAAAUAAUACCAACCGGCUAACAGUCGCAUCCUCCGUGCCACCGGAUUUGGUGCGCAGCAGUACUGAAAGCAUUCCCUACAUCGAUGACGAGCAGGCGAAAAUACUGCAGAAUCUCAAUAGUGACCCCAACAAAGUUCAAAACUUUCACGAUGCUCGAAUCAUCACCCUUACACCAAAGAAUAUCGGUUCCGAGGUAACCCGACAGAGAGGACCACAAAGUCCUGAGCUUAAACAAUUAGUGCUUGCGAAAAAACUCGACCCCCAGCAACGGCCCCAGCAGCAGCAACAGCGAGUGAGACAGUGGACCGAGGCAGUGCCGGCGUUGGCAACGUUACGUUUCACGCACAGCUUUCACAUUCUGGCCGCAGGUUGUGACCGGGUUUGUCAACACUGUCAUUUGGUCCUUAGCUUGGAUGUGGCGUUGAGAUGUGCUAUCUGCGAGUUCACCUGCCACCAGCGAUGUGUACGGCUCGAACAGGUGAGUGAUUUUGAACUUUCCGAAACCGAAAUCAGCAAGACGAUCCGGUUCGAAUCCGAACUAGCGUGA